Molecule: messenger RNA, 3768 nt
Organism: Drosophila eugracilis
Lineage: Eukaryota; Metazoa; Arthropoda; Insecta; Diptera; Drosophilidae
Product: mediator of RNA polymerase II transcription subunit 15
Exons: 7
Coding region: 464-2905 (813 amino acids)
Source: RefSeq, a predicted model, not a curated record
CGUGAAAGUCGUCGACGCAGUUGGGCCAACGUUGCGUAUGAAAGUUUGCCAUACGAUCGGGAAAGAUUUUUUUUUUGAAAAGCGCAGGCGUGCAACGGUUAUUUUUGUCCCUUUUCGGCGUUUCAUUUCGUGCCGAAUGGCAUUUUUUUUCGAGUGUGGUGGCUGAGUGAAAAUCAAACGCAUUUCGUGCAUAAUUUGUGGAAUUUUACACGUUGUAAAAUCGAAUUUUUUAUUGUGCAAAUUGAUUUUUUUUCCUUUUUGCUUUCUUGGCUUUUCGUUUGCUGUGCUGUGGGGGGCAACAGCUAAGAAAUAAUGCAGCCACAUUAAGCGGGCAAACAAUAAACAAAAAAAAAAAAAAAAAAAAAAAAAAAAAAAAAAAAAAAAAAAAAAAAAAACUAAAGAGUCAACAGCAAUUACAAGGCACUAAAAACCGGAGGAAGAGUGAUCUCUCUUCGGGAUCAGGAUGUCGGCUGCCACGCACAUGGCAAUGCCGGCUCAUGCCGUCGUCCCGCCGCCCGGAACACCGCCCGUCUUAGGGGGUAGUGGUUGCUCCAGCCUGAGUCUGCCGGCGGGUAAGCGUGGCCACAAGCGUAGCGUUUCGCUGGAGAACAAUGCCCCGCUGACCCUGCGCAGCACACCCAGUUUGGGACAAUCCUCGUUGGGUUCACCACUACUACAGUUUGGCCAUGGUCAGGGACAAGGCCAUGCGCAGGCCUUCCACACGGGCACUUUGAAGUCGCGCCAGGAGCAGCGCCGGCUGAGCCAGAAGUUCGGGAGUCACAGCAAUCUGGACGACGAGGGUGUGGGCAUUGGCGUGGGCGUGGGCCUCCAGAUGCGCAGCAAGUUCCAGAAUAUUCGUCAAAUGUUCGAGCUGAGCCGCAGCUGCGUGGGCGGAGGCGGUGGCGGUGGCGAUGGUAGAGGGGGUGCGGCCGAGGAGGAGGCAAUGCAAUCUCUGCCAGCAACAUUGCCACAGCAACAGCAGCAGCAGCAGCAGCAACAUCAUCAUCAGCAACCGCAGCAGCAGCAGCAGAGGCGGACCACGCCCAUCACCGGCGGAAGUCGCCAGCAACAGCAACAGCAUUUGGGCGAGGCGGAACAGACCAGCGGCAACUUUCUGCGGCCAAUUGCCUUUAAGCCCAUUCCGUUUGAGCCGGACUACCGCAUCGCCUGCCAGCAGCAGCAGCAGCAUCAGCAGCAAUUGCAGUUGCAACACCAACAGCAGCAGCAGCAGCAGCAGCAACAGCAGCAACAGAUGCAGCUGCAGCAGCAGCAACUGCAACAACAACAACAGCAACUGCAACAUCAGGGGCUGCAGCUGCCGGCGGUGGAGGGUGGACCAGCGGUUAGCGGCGGGGCAGAGAGAUAUGGCUAUGGAUCGACGCCGUCACUUGCCCCACUGCCCACCGCAUCGGCCCAGAAGUUUGGCAGCACCACCGAUCUGCGACACCUGGCUGCUCGGCGCCGUAAUCAUCGUCUGCUGCAGCGCUCCAGCAAUGAAGAUGCCCUCACCCUUGACCUCUUGAGUACAGGAAGCCAUGAUAGACCCGAUGGAGCCAGCAGCAAGAGCAGCGGCACUGUGGUGGGCAGCAGUGACCUAACGCCCUCACCCUCCGACUCUGGGAUCUCGGAACUGGAGGCGGCACUCAAGGAUCGGGACUCGGAACUCUCGUACCUGCGACAGGCCAUGGAGCACAAUGAGAAAGUAAUUUUCCAAGUACAAAAGGAUAAGGAGGUGUAUUGGGAGCAUGAGAACCAGCGGCUGAGACUCUUCUACGAGGGCCAACAGCGGGAAUGUCAGCUGAAGUUGCGCAAAAUGGAGCAGCUCCUUGGCCUGCAGCAGUUCCAGCUGAAGCAGCACAAGCUGCGCCAGUCGGAGCAGGUGAAUCGCCUGCAGCAGCAGCUCGAUUUGGCCAGAGACUCCAGCCAGGGACUUCAGCAGCAGGUGGAUGCAUUGCGUCAUCAGCUGGAGGAUAGCGAGUGGCGGGUCUGCGAGCGCAACGGGGAGAUAGCUUUACUCAAGACGCAGCUCAAGGAGGCGCAUCUGGAAAUCAACAUGAAGGAUCAUGCGAUUGUCAGCCUGAAGCACAGCAGCAACAGGAGCAGCAGCAACAGCAACAGGAGCAGCAACAGCAGCAGCAAGUCCUGCGACACAACCACAAGCCAAAGUCAACCAAAGCAGCAGGCGAUGGAGGAGCAGCAGCAACAGGAAUUGCAGCAGCAACAGCAACAGCAGCAACUCAAUCAUCAGCAACAGCAACAGCAACACAAGCAACCACUCCAACCUGACCAGCAGCAGCUGCAGAAGAUCAUAACCCUGAAGGAUCAGGUGAUCGGAGCCCUGACCAGCGAGCUGGCCAAGUUACGCAAAGAGCUCUCCGACUUGGCCAUUGCCCAUGAGUACGGCGAAGAGCCAUGUGGCCGGUAUACCCGCCUCAAGCAGCAGUUGGACAACCUGAACGAGAUCUGCCAGAAGACCAGAAAGUACACAAGCACUUCCACAUCUCCGCCAGCAGCAGCAGUAGCAGUAGCAGCACCUCCUCCACCACCUCCAGUAGCAUGUCCCCAGGAGCUGCCGCUGCCCAAGUUGGAUGUUCUGGUGCAGAGAUUGCAACUGGAUCAGGGACAGGCUCCGCAGCAAACGCUGGACACGCUCAUUGAAGAGUCCACCACAUAUGCUGAGGAUAUAGCCAAGCUUCGGCAGAAACUGGAUGACUUCCGCUUGAAUCUGGAGCUGGAGAAGCGUCAAUGGAGCGCCGAGAAGGACAAGGUCCUGGGCUAUCAGAAGCAACUGCAGGCCCACUACAUUCACAUGUACCAGAAGCUGCGCUGCCUGGACAGUAGCCAAGGUUCGGGUAUGGGGGCUGGAGCAGCUUCUGCCCAACUGGAGGCCACCAAUGGCAAUUGAAGGGAGUUCUCUUUGGGGAAAAUACAGGCAAUGGUGCUAUCGCCGCUGGGGCAUUAAACUAAGAAACUAAAAACAGUCUUUAAAUUGCAAGUUUUGGUUUUAAAUUUUCACAGCAACAGGUGUUUUUCAAAAUAAUAGUACUUAAAAGAUGUUUUUUCUAAAAGUAAUUAGUUAAACUAAAUGAAAAUAUUAUACUCUUAAGUAUUUAUGUUGGCGCUGCUUGUUUUUCUAUUUAAAAACUUGAAUUUUGAAUCUGUUAAAAUCAAAAAUGUCUUUUAAGACGUAAAGAAAAAGAACUCUGCUUAACUUUUAGUUUUUCAGCUUUUUAAACUCAUUUUAAAGGCUAUUAUUUUGAAAGCAGCUGUUGGGAAAUUCUAUUCUCUACUAAACCAUAAUUUUACAAAUAUUAUUUCCUAGGCAAAUAUGGCAAAAGUGUGCUUAAACUAUAAAAGAUUCUGCCUAAAAGUUAGUUGACAUUUUUAUACAGUCAAAAGGAAAAGAACUAAGAUUAUUUUCAGAAUUUCCAUAAAGGGAAACGCUACCUAACUUUCGUAAGCCUUACACUCUGAUAAACACUCUGAUAGUCCAUAAGCCAACUUCUGGUCUUUAAGUCCUCAACUCUUGACUUUACUUUCUCUCUCUCUCUCUAUAAAACCUUAAACUUUAGGUCUUACCAACAAAUUUCCUACCAAGACCAGUGAGUUGAGACACUUUCCCCUCCUCGGCGAUAAAUAAUACACGAUUUUCGAUAUUACUAGAGUUGAUAUAUGGAAAACUCUUUUCAAUAUUUAUACAAAAUACAUUCGUAAUUGAUUUUUUUGUUUUUAAUAUUUUACAAAUAUACGAUAUAUAUGUCUAUAUAU